AUGCCCAACUCCACCUCCUCGGCCUCCUCCUCAUCCUCUUCCGUCCACGAAGAACGCCGACCACGCACGCCCCAAGACCCCCUCAAACGACCAAAGAUGACAUCCCGAAAGUCGAGCGGCACGAUCAUAGUCCCCAGGGAACACCCAAAGGUGGAGCUAGGCGAGGACGACGAGGAGUUUGAUGAGGAUGAUGCGAGAGCCAUGAGUCCGAGACGGAGUAGUCAGGAUCUAGAGAAGAUGAGCCAAGAGGCGAGAGCGCAGUUGGAUGAACACGCGAAAGUCCUCCAAAAGUCGCUCCUCGAGAUAUUCAACCGGAUUGAAGCCGUGAAAGAAGAGCAUGACAAGCUCGACAAUAACAACAAGUUCUUACAAAAAUACAUCGGUGAUCUGAUGUCAACGUCGAAGAUUACUUCGACAGGUGCUAGUGGGAGGGAAAAGUAG
Messenger RNA from Hyaloscypha bicolor E, 441 nucleotides. RefSeq lists its product as uncharacterized. The transcript is spliced from 2 exons. The record is from RefSeq and is a predicted model, not a curated record. Gene Ontology annotation, cellular component: trans-Golgi network. The coding region runs from base 1 to 441 and encodes 146 amino acids. Lineage: Eukaryota; Fungi; Ascomycota; Leotiomycetes; Helotiales; Hyaloscyphaceae.